Messenger RNA from Thecamonas trahens ATCC 50062, 4741 nucleotides. Its product is annotated as tetratricopeptide repeat family protein. The transcript has a single exon. The record is from RefSeq and is a predicted model, not a curated record. Gene Ontology annotation, molecular function: protein binding. Lineage: Eukaryota; Apusomonadida; Apusomonadidae. Bases 1 to 4725 code for a protein of 1574 amino acids.
AUGGGUGGUGUCUCGUCCAUUCACAGGGACGACGACGACGACGCGGUGGUCAACCACGACUUGCCAACGCCUCCUUCGCCUGCACCAGCCUCGCCGUCGCCUGGCCCUGCCACCGCCGCUAACACCCCGCACACUCGCCGCCGCAUCCCGUCGCUCACGAUCGUCCCGCCAUCGUCUUCGCCGGCCGGCACGCUCGUGGUCUCGCCAGGAUCGGGCUCGGCCUCGGGCCCGCCGUCGACGUACGGCACCCCGCGCGGGGCUUUCUCCACCGGCUCGAUGGCCGACGUUGUGUUCUCAGCCGGCGGCACGGGCGACGAUCCGGACUCGCCACAUCCCGUCGCUGACUCGGAGCCUGACGAUCCGGAUCAAGCCUUUGUCACCGUCCUCCGCGACCUUGCAGGCGAGGCGCAGCGCUUGCCAGGUGUUGAGACGGCCAUGCCCAAGCCCGUGUUGUCUGCGGACGAGGGUCGUGCUGAGACUGGCGAGCCCGGCGGCAACGAGCUCAAUGUGGUCGAGUACGACGACAUUGGCGGCCCGCCGCCGCGGACGACACCCGCUGGCUCGCGUGCGCCGUCCCCGGCGCCGGACGAGUUUGCCAUUGCUGCCGCAGCUUGCGUCCCCGAGCACGUUCUGCCGUCGUCGGACACACCGCCGGAUCCGUACCUCUACGACGCGAUCAUUGGCUACGACGAAGACCGCAUGCACGAGUUCAAGGCUGUCCAGCGAGCGCGGACUCCGGUCCGUCGCAUUUCUGACUACCUCUCCAAGUACCUCAACUCGCUCAUCAACACCAACGGCGGGUGCGUGUACUUUGGCGUCACCGACGACGGAGUCAUCAAGGGCGUUGUCCUCAAUCGCUCCAAUCGCGACGACCUUCGCCUCGCCACUGACCGCGUCCUUCACGACAUGUGGCCGCCUGUUGACUCGUCGCUCAUCGCCAUUCGCUUUGUCCCGGUUCUCAACGCACCGGCCUACCCCACCUUUGUUGUCGAGUUCCACAUUGCCCGCGGCCCGGCUCCGGUCUAUCUCAUUGGCCGCAACAAGCCGACGGCAUACAUUCGCCGUGACUCGUCGACCUACGUCAUGCCGAUGCAGCUCAUUCUCGAGCGCAUGAACGCUCCACCGGGCACGGCUGCCGCCCUCGGUGCGCCGCCCCAGCCGUCUGGCCCGACCUCGCGCCUCAACACCUCACAGUACAAGAUCAUCACCCACGGCUCGGUCCCGUCGGCCCGCGAUGGGCUCGUGGGUGCCACCCUUGACGACAUCCGGUCCGAGGCCUCGCCCAUCAAGGCUGUUGUUGUCGCCGGACCGCCCGGCAUUGGCAAAGCCUCGUUUGCCCGCCAGCUUGUCGCCGGUCUCUCCGACGACUACCCGCGACAGUUUUCCAUCUCGCUCCGGGUCACGCCGACGACCUACCUCACGCCUGCCGAAGCGCGCGCCUUUGUCGUCCGCGCCUUUUACCCCAACCUCGGAUCGCUGCCCGUCCACGCAGCCGAGCUCGACGGCCUGUACCUCUCGUGCUUCCACGGCGAGCCAUCGCUGCUGCUUCUCGAAGACGCGCCGUCGGCAAAGCUUGUCCACGAACUCUUGCCGUCAUCGGCCUGCUGCGUCGUGGUCACCGCCGCGGUGCCCAUUGCUGUCACUGAUGUCCCAGCCGUCGACGUCCGCCUCGAUCCGCUCGACCACAGCGACUCGGUUGCUUUUCUGCGGCACGCCAAUCCGGAGCUCUCGCCGGACCAGGCGUCGUCGGUCGCCGUCCUCGCGGGCGGCUUCCCGCUUGCGCUCACAGUCAUCUCGGCACUCCUCCGCAAGCGGGCUCACCUCCCGCUCGAACCGCUCCUUGACCGUCUCAAUAACGUCGAUCUCUUUGCGCUCUCCGAUUCGUCGCUUGGUGCUGCGCUUGUUGCCUCGCUCGCCACCCUCUCGCACACCCAGCAGCUGCACUUUGUAGGCCUCGCCACGUUCCACGCAGACUUUGACGUCGACGCCGCUUCCCAUGUCCUCUGCCUUGACCACGAUGCUGCGUCGGAGCUUCUCGCCGAGCUUCACCACAUCUUCCUCGUCCGCUACGCGCCAAGCACUGGGCGCUACUCGCUUCAUCCACUCGUUCGCAAGUUUGUGGUCCACGAGCUCGCCGCCCUUGGCGCCGGUUCAGUGCCGGGGCCCGAGACGCGCGUCGAGCUCUCCCAGCCCGCUGCGCCGUCGCCGGCCCGACCGCGGCCCUCGCAUGAAAAUCGCCCACGGAUUGCGGUGCCGGCCCGCGGUAGCGAUGUCGGUCACGUCUCGGACGCCUUGGAGCCACAAGCUACUGCCUGGCCAAAGGCGCCGGGCAUGUACUUUCGGGCCCGGUUCAUCGAGUAUUGCGCGGACAAAGUGGUCGAGCUCGCCGAGCUGCCUGACUUUGCAGCCGCCUUUCGGGCGUUUGUCGACCUCGAAGCGAGCAUCAUGCACGCGCUGGAAGAGUGCGUGCGGUACUCGCGGCUUCCGUGUGAGCUAGAGGCAGCAGGACCCGAGCCUCGCGUCGGGCUUGCGCCUCUGCACCAGCCCCCACCGCAGGCUCAGCCGCAGUGGAUGCCAGCCGAGGUCCAGGCUUCGCUCGAUGCGCUCCGAGUUGUUCGCGGCGUGGCGCCGCCCGAGGACCUGAUGGCGCAGAUGAUCAUUUCCGGCGGACGGCUGCUGCGGGCACGCUUCCCUCCAGCCACCUACAUCGGACUCGUCCUCUCGCUUCGCAAGGUGCUUCUCGCUGCCGAUCCAGAGAGCAUCGACUCGCCGGUGGCGUCGCUCGCGCGGCUAUUCUCGCCUCGCAUGUGGGCGCACGAUGCCACAGACUCCAAGCUCGCGGCUGUCCACCACGAGCUUGGAGUGGCGUACGCCAGCGACGGGCAGAUCGCGCCGGCGUCCGAGGCCUUUGAAGCUGCGCUCAAGCUACGGCGCAGGCUCGCAAAGCGGCUGCCGGCCAUCGUUCCUGUUUUGACGGAGAGUCUGUACGAGUACGGCAUGGCGCAGCUGCAGGCGUGCCACUACCACGGCGCACACGCGCUCCUUGCCGAGGCUGCCGAGCUGGGGAGCUCGGACGAGGGCUCACUGGUCCAAGCGCGAGUUGAGCUCGGCCUCGCCUCGGUUUGCCGCGAGAUGGCGCAGUACGCCAAGGCGGACGCGUUGCUCCGACAUGCUCUUGAGGUGCUGGAGGCCAUGGAAGCGCCUGACCACGGGCGGGCGACGUCUGGCGUGGCAGAUGUCCGUGCGGCGUGCCUCGACCUUGUCGGCCAGCUGCGUCAGGCGCAGGGCCGCUACGGCCAGGCUCGACGGGCGCUCACCCGGGCGCUUGCGAUCAAGGCUGAGUUGGCCGGCCCCGAGUCUGCUGGCGUCGCUGCUACCCGCAUGCUCCUUGCCAGUGUCUAUGGCGCCGAGUCCAACUACAACGCGUCUGAGGACGAGCUCGAGCAGGCGCUCGCCAUCCGCCGCGACCUCUUUGGCCACGACCACCCGCUGGUGGCCAACACGCUCCGGCAUCUCGCCUUUCUCAACUUUUACUCGUUUGACGACUACGAGCGUGCCGAGUCGCUCUACGAGCAGGCGCGCGACAUAGUUUUGGCAUCGGUUGGAACGCAUCACGCCGAGUACGCAGCAAUCAUCAAUGACAUGGCACUCAUCGCCUCGUAUCGUCACGAGUACGACACUGCGUCAGCGCUCCUUCACCAGGCGCUCGACAUCCGGACGGCUCUCUUUGAUGAAAACCACCCGCUGGUGGCGGCGGUGCUCAACAAUCUCGGCAACGUUCAUCGCCGACUGAAGGACUUUGACGAGGCCAAGCGGUACCUCAACGCGGCACUCGCUAUCCGCACACAGCGGUUUGGCGAGAUGCACCCCGAGACUGCACGGACGCUCCACAACGUUGGCAUGCUCCACCUCUAUCUCCGAGAGUACGAUCUAGCGCACAAUCUCCUCGGGCGCGCACUCGAAGUCCGCUCGACGCUGCUCGGGCCGAACCAUCCCGAGGUUGCUUCGGACCAUUCGGCGCUCGGCUCGUACUGGCUCCACCGCAAGGAUCUCCCCGCCGCCGAGGCCGCGCUCCUCGAGGCGCUGCGGAUCAACAAGCUCUCACUCGGCGCCUCACACCGCAACGUCCUCCACAAUCUUUCGGCACUGCAGACCGUCUACGCUACACGCCACGAUUAUGCCACUGGCGAGCCAUACGUCCAGGAGGCGGUCUCGCUUGCAUGCGCCAAGUUCGGCGUGGAGCAUCCGCGCGCCGUCCGCGCCAUCAAGGCGCUCCUCCGGUACUACUCGUCAUGGCUCAAGCACGUGGCGCGGACCGAGCCACGGCCGAGCCCUGCCGAGCUCUCGGCCUUUUCUGCAGCACGCAUCCGCUCUGCCCUCGACUGUCUCUAUGCCGCACAGGCGGCAGCGUACACCACCAAGCUCGAAGACGAGCUCGAGCGGGUCGACGCGCUCCUCGCUCCGAUGCCCGACUCGCCUGGCGCUGUGCCGUCAUCGCCGCUCCGGCCACGGCCCACACCCUUUGAGAUCCUGAGACCGGCACCGCUCGUUGUACCAGGCGUUGUGCCGCGGGCAGGGAGCGCCCGCGCCCUCCGUCACGCGCGGGCGGCAGCGAGCUGGGCCCAUUACGCCGGGUAUGCUGUCGCGGCUUCAUGCGCCCUUGCAGUCGGCGCAAUGGUCGUUCCGCGGAUUGUGGCUGUGGUCAAGGGAAAGGCCAGGCAGUAAAUGACCGACGCACCGG